Molecule: messenger RNA, 7301 nt
Organism: Etheostoma spectabile (orangethroat darter)
Lineage: Eukaryota; Metazoa; Chordata; Actinopteri; Perciformes; Percidae
Gene: map2
Product: microtubule-associated protein 2
Exons: 23
Coding region: 358-5739 (1793 amino acids)
Biological process (GO): microtubule cytoskeleton organization; neuron projection development
Cellular component (GO): neuron projection
Molecular function (GO): microtubule binding
Source: RefSeq, a predicted model, not a curated record
CAGUAACAAUACACCGGCGUGACUAGUACGGUCAUUACGGUAAAUGUAGGCUGCAGAGCCUUCUGUGUCCGACAGACUCGGAGUUGCACCGACAGACGCUGAGCCGAACAGUUCUCGGAUGUUAGCUUUUCUUCUGAGCCGCGGACAACAUCCCAUCUAGCCAGGUCUGACUAGGAGGCUGUCCCCCUUGGAUUUCGGCAUUCUUCUGACAAUCUUGACGACAAACCUGUGAGAUUUGGAGAGGACAGAUUUUUUUGCAUCCCGCUUGACUCAUUAUCUAGUCCCAGAUCACCUAACCAGUCAGAAGGAGAGACCCCAUACCUAGCCCACCCUCCCCUGCUGCUAGCUAGCACCAGCAUGGCAGACAGUCGACAGCCAGAAGACGGUGUCCCUCAGUGGGACCCAUCAGGCGGUCAGGAACCCACUGGCACCCAUGGAGCCAAUGGCUACUCUUCCUCCACCUACAGGACCUGCCAGCCUGGUGGGCCCCACCACAUGACCACAGGCUCCUACUCUGCCAGGGAAAAUGGCUUCAAUGGGGAUCUUACUGGUGCCCCUGCUAUAACUGCAGAGCAAGUAUCAGCACGGAUCGUGCAGGAAGUAACGGCAGAGGCAGUUGCGGUACUGAAGGGAGAGCAGGAGACUCAAAGGCUGCCAUCAGUUGAAGACACUGCAAAUUUGCCUCCCUCUCCUCCCCCCUCACCUGCUGCAGAGCACUUUGGUCCUCUGGAACAAGAUGUAGGGGAUGAGGAGGAGGCAGGCCCUCUCCGUCGCUUCCAAAAUUCUCGGGAGAGGUGCAAGUUCCUCGCCCCCUCCAUCUCAGUUUCCGUGCCCGAGGACGACCCCUACCACUCCGACGAGGAGUACUAUGAGCACCCAUUGUUCAGCCCAGAGUGGACGCACUCGGGCUCUCGCCCCACAGGGCAGGCCGUGGCCUUUAGACAGAUUGAAGAAGAGACCGUGGAGGCUCUUACAGCUGAAUACGAGGAGGAGGUGGAAGAGGAGGAGGAGGAGGAGGAGGAGGAGAGUACAGAGGCAGCAGAGUCCGAAGCAGCUCUUGAUGAGCAGCAGUGGAGCGGGGAAGAGCCCGAGCUGGACAGCCCCCAAGCUGAGUCCUUAGAGCAGGCAGAGGUUUCCAUAGACGUGGCCCAGGAUCUAGACCUAGAGCCAACCGAAGCAGCUAGUGCUGCUGCAGAAAGCUCUAUGGACAGAGAGGAGGAGGAUUCAGAGGGUGGGGAGAGCCCUGAGACAGCUUUGAAGAUGGACUCAGACAAGCAGGCAAGUGAGAAAAGUGGUUCCAUGAGCCCCGACAGCAUUGGAUUAGAGAAACGUCCGGAGGAGUUUUUUGAGCCCCAGAUGCAAGGGUUCUUUGCUGGUGAACGAGUUGUACCAGAGAGCCCUACCAUGGAUGUACCAGAGAGCCCUACCAUGGAUAUGCCAUCCUUUGUACUUCCAAAUGUUCAAAACCAAGCCAAAGAAUCAGCGAGAUCCCUCACACUUCAGCCUGCAUUUGGCGAGCCAAUCACAGUGUCAGAGAAACAGCCAUCAGUGGAAGUGGUGGACAUCAGCAGCAUCGGUGCUCCCUCUCUUCCCUCGCCACUGGGAAACAAAGUUCAAGGAGAAGACUUAACAAGGGCUGCUCCAGACAGAUCUGGCAUGUCAGCAUAUUUUGAAACCUCAGCCAUUGAGGUUGAUGAAGCUCCCCAAUGUAAGGGUGAGGGUUAUUAUGAACUGAGCAGAUCUGGUGAAGAGAAGAGUCAAGUUGAUGCCAAGUCUCAGGAGAUCAGCUACAGCACCCUUGCUGAAGCUCAGGAUAAAACAGAAACAAAAGAAAGUGAAGCAGCAGACACUAAACUGUUCACAGUUCCUGACAGGAGUAAUGAAUGCAGGCUUUCCCCAGGUAAAUUGGCUUUAGAGCAGAGGAGCUACUCACUUAACAUCACCAUUGGAGCAAUGGAUCAGAGUGGCCAAGGCAGACCUAGAAACUUCUCUCCACUGGCCACAGAUAUCAUGUCAUACACUAGUGGAAGUCUAGACGAGUUAGCAGACUACCUCCCAGUCACUACACCCUCCAUGGAUAAGCCUCCAUCCUUGCCCCCCCUGAUCCUGGAGACUGCGGCUUCCAUCACUUCAGAUUCCUCAUCUCCCCCACGGACCACUGAGCCACUUUCAAAGCCCAGUCCUGAACUAGAGUCGCUAGAAUCACCAGAGCACCUUAAGAACACCUAUAAAAAUGGCACAGUAAUGGCGCAAGACUUGCCUGAGAUGCUGGACCUUGCUGGUACCCGUUCCAGGCUGGAGUCAGAAAACACUGACCCAGAAAUAAGCCGGAGAAAAUCAAUUCAAGCUGAUUUCCCAGCAUUUGCCGAUGACCCACUGGCUAGCCUAGUUUCAGGGGAACUAAGUCCUGGGGCCAGAAAGAGUGACAGCCAGCUGGAAGAGAUGGGUUAUUGUGUGUUCAGUGAAUAUUCAGGACCCAUGCCAUCACCUGCAGAUGUAUUCAGCCCUACAAACGUUUCUGCACAGGUCUUUACCCACUCUGUCUUGCAGGAGAAAGUGGCUGAACAAGCUAGAAAGUUAGCAGUCAGGGACACAUCUUUGGAGGACAAGAGCCAGCUAUCAGGAGUUGCUGAUGUCACUGAAGAGAAAGACCAGAAGCAAGGAGAAAGAAAAGAUUCUGGUGAAGAAAAGGGCAAGGAGGUUGUAGAUGAACAGUCGAAAAUAUCUUCAAGUGAGUUGCCACCUGCUCAGCCAAGUGAGUUCUUUGUGACACCAACGGUCACUGUGACUCUAGAAGAAGGCGGGAGGUCGGUGAGUGAGACUGAACGACAAGCCAGUGGCGAGGGUUCAGUGUCAGAAACCGAGAUUGCCGACUAUGAGCGGCAGAUCCGCAAAUUGGAGAUGGAGGACAGGCCUCUCAGUAUGGAGGAGGAAAGAGAACUGCAGGAGCUUAGGGAGAAAGUGAAGCUGGUGCACCAGGAGGCCUAUGAGGAAGUUGAUGCCGAAGAUGUGUACCAGCUGACCGGCAUGGCCAAGGACCGAAUUGCCAGGCCUGUCAAAACUUCACCUACUUCGUCUGUAGAGAGCAACAUUGAUGAUGACAAGCUGCUGUCUCCUGUGCUCUCACCUUCAAAGCUUAAAGAAAGAGAAGUGUAUGGUUCCCCCAAAAGAACGGUUUCACCUGUGGCAGGAAUAAACAAAGAGAAAGAGGAAUUAGAAAGAAAGAUGAGGGAAGAGCAAGAGAAGGAAGCAGCUGAGAAGAAACUGAAACAAGAGAAAGAAGAGGCAGAGAGGAAAAUCAGGGAAGAGGCAGAAAAGAAAGAAAAGGAAAUGAAAGAGAAGGAAGAGAAAGAGAAGAUAGAAAAGAAAUUGAAAGAGGAGAAAGAGAAAGUAGCUGAGAUGGACAAAAAAGUUGUAGACAAACCUAAGGAAAAAACAACCACAAAGCCUGGGGAGAAAGAAGCUGAAAACCCUGUGGAGGCUAAAACGGGGCAAGAGGAAGGUGAGGAAGAUGUGUUAGAGAAAGCAGGGGCAGAAGCAGCAGUGGUAAAGGAGAUCCCAGAGACUCGUGCUGCCAUCGAAUCAGUGGUGACAGUUGAAGACGAUUUUAUCACUGUGGUCCAGACCAUUGAUGAAGCAGAGGAGCCGGGACACAGCGUUCGUUUCUCUGGUCCACCUGAAGCUGAAGCCCUUGGUGUCGCUGCACAGAAAGAGGAAGAGGAGGAAGAGGAGGAGUCUGUGGAGUUGGCCCAAGAAGCAGACAUGGAGGCUGCAAGUCUAGAGGAGGUUGUAGAUGUUCCUGAGACUCCUGCCUCGCCUGAGAAGGAGGCGCAAAAUGUAGAAACUGAAGGACCAACAGAGAGCUACGAUAGAGAUGAAACCACAAUGGACGACUCCAUCUUGGACAGCUCCUGGAUUGACACACAAGAUGAUGAUAAGAGUAUGGCGACUGAACAGAUUGAGCCUUUGCCCAAAAUGUCCAGCCCGGUCAAAAAGCCUGCUGUGGUCCAGACCAAGCAAACACAAAAGAAGAAGAAGAUGGAGAACCAGGAAAAGCCAGUCAAACCACAGGCCAAGGGAGGGCGGGCUAAAGGCCGAAUCUCCACACCAGAACGCAAACCUUUCCGCAAAGAACCUGUCUACAUCCCCAGAGAGGAAACCAAGAAGAAAAAAGCUGUCAUAAGGAAGGCCGAGCUUACCAAAAAAAUGGAGAUUCAGAGUCAAUCCCCAUCCAAGAGGAGUUUGAUGAAAACAGCCGUCCGCCACACCCGCCCCACCCAGCACCAUUCCUGUCCUAGAAGGAGACCCACAGAGGCGCUACCAGACAGUCGUCAGCCUCUCAGUGUUGCCAAACAGUCUCGCGACAGAGCAUCGUGCCAUGCCCAUCGUUUGCCACUAACAAAGAUCCCCACCUCCAUAUCCAGAGUGGCUGCCUCAUUAGAUAGACCUCGCCCAUCCUCAGCAGAGCCUCAAGGCUUCCCAGUAUUACAGAGACUCAAAUCCAAGGACGGUCGGUCAUGGAGCCCAGAAAAGGGGUCCUCUGUGCCACGGCAUGCCUCCAUUCUGAGUCGCCGUGUAUACCAUGACCAUGAGGAGAGCUCCACCUCCAUCACCAGCUCCGGCUCCACGGCUCCUCGCAGACCCACGUCAUUUCGCACAGAGAUGAGGGCAGAGCAUAGGACAGGACGAGCCCCCAGCAUGACAGAAUCAGUGCGCUCCCGUUCGGCUCGCAGUGGCCACUCCACCCCCCGCACAUCUGGCUCCACAGCAAUCACCCCAGGAACCCCUCCCAGCUACUCGGCGUCCUCAAGGACCCCUGGAACCCCACGCUCCCUCAGCUUGAUUUCCCAGGAAAGGAAGGUGGCAGUGGUCCGCACCCCACCCAAGUCACCUGCAACCACGCCCAAGCAGCUCCGCAUCAUCAACCAGCCCCUGCCUGACUUCAAGAACGUCAGGUCCAAGAUUGGCUCCACAGAGAAUAUCAAGUACCAGCCCAAAGGAGGACAGAAGCACAAGGACCAAAAUAUGCCAUCAGAGGCCAAACACAGGGCCUCUUGGAUCUGGAAGUCAGUGCUGCGCCUCAUCUCCGUUACUCUGUGCCUGUCAGCGGCACACAGUGUGACCUGGACCCAAGACCUGCUGAUUCAUAUUUUAAACAAGAAGCUGGACUUGCAGAGUGCAAAAUGCAGCACCAAGGAUAAUCUGAAGCACUCUCCCCGUGGAGGCAAUGUUCUCAUCCCCAAUGUUAAGCUGGACUAUAGCCAUGUUCAGUCUAGGUGUGGGUCCUUGGACAGGUGGGGCUACUCGGCAAGAGGUGGAAACGUAAUGAUACAGAACAAGAAGAUUGACCUGAGCCACGUGACCUCCAAGUGUGGCUCUCUAGAUAACAUCCAUCAUCGGCCAGGGGGCGGUAACGUGCGCAUAGAGACUGUGAAGUUGGACUUCAAAGACAAAGCCCAAGCCAAGGUUCGUUCCCUGGAAAAUGCUCAGCACACUCCUGGUGGAAGCUGUGUCACGAUUGAGACCCACAGGCUGAUGUUUCGCGACCAAGCCAAGGCACGAGUGGACCACGGGGCUGAGAUUGUCGUCCAGUCGCCGGGCCUGUCCAGCUCCGUGUCCCCCCAGCGCCACCGGGGCAGCCACCUAUCAUCCUCCGGUAGUCUCAACGUACUGGAGUCGCCGCAGUUAGCAACCCUGGCUGAGGAUGUGACUGCAGCUCUGGCCAAGCAGGGUUUGUGAACACUGGAUCUCUAGAUUCCUGCUUUGCGCCCCGGACAUCCUCACCCCGAUCCCCUCAAACUUUUCUGCCCACACCUGCCACGCCGAGGCCACCGUCAGCUAAACCACAGCCUCUAAACAUCUCCACUUCGAUAUCCAUCACUCAACUCUAAGUAGAGACUCAAAUUAGGAGCUACUGUACUUUGAUCUUCUUUAUUUUCCAAAUAUGUGCUAUUUCUGACUCAUUUUCUUUUUGGCCUCUCUCUUUUUGAAUGAUGUUACAUAGAAUAGUUCAGUCUGAGUACUGGUCCUAAAUGAAGUGGUACAUACAAAGUGGGGGACCAGGUGUGGGCUUAACUGGUCCUAGAUCAGUGUUUUGAAGAAGCUGCAACAUUUUUUCUACAUUAAAUAAGAAAUAAUGUGGCUAGCACACCAUGCAGCACGUGUUAUUUCACUCAGUAAACAUGCGUGCAUGGAUGCCAAACCCCCUAACAAACCAAGUAUCCUUAUUGCAAGUCAUUCUUGUCAUCCGAUAUAUAAUAUAUUUAACAAAUAUAUAUAGAAACAUGUAUAAAAAGUUCUUUGCCAUCUACAUGUCCUAAAAAACAUUUUAAAAGGAAGUGACAAUAUGGCUAUAAAAUAUACCUGUAAAAUUGCAUUACUGCAAAAACUAGGUCAUGUUAUGACAAGCAUGUAUUGAUUCUAAUAUUAAAAGAGGCUAUUUUGUAAUCUUAAAAAACAACGAUUUUAGUAAGUUAUUUCCUCAAUUAUUGGAUAAAGAUUAAACAAGUUCAUGUUUUGUAGUUAUUAGUUGUUUACAGUGUAAUGCUUGGUGACAAUGUCGGACAGCUGAUUUGGUGUUGCUAAGGAAGGCAUCUCAGUCCUGUUGAACAGCAUCAUACACGUUGUACCUGCUCAGUAGUUCAAUAUAGAUGCCUGUUUGUACAUCAGAACACUAAUCAACACGGAGCUCAUUCCACAAACCUACAGCUAAAAGGCAGAUACUGAGCUCACAGACGUUCCUACGCUAGCACAGGCUGAUGUUGGACUCAUCAGGACAGUCUGUUGACGCUACGAAUGCGACCUGAGAUUUAGCAGAAGAUGCAGCUACUCUUAAAAUCUGUCUGUGUGUGUGCGCGUUUGGUGCAGAUCUCAUGCCGUUUUACGACGUAUGCUAACGUAUCUGGAUGUUUUGUUGCAAUACGUGGGAGGAAAGUGGGUGGGGGGAAUAUUUUGAGAAAAUUCAUUAAAAAGACAAAUCAUGAAGAAAAAUAAAAAGGCUGAGGGAACUCUGAACCUGUUAAAUCUGUUAGAAAAAAAGUGUUUGGGUGGUCUAGUUUCUUUUACAGCCACCAUUUGUGGUAUAGCCUGCCUCCUGCCUAAUUACUGCCCUCACCUGCAAUUGUUUGUUGCUUCUGUGUUUUUUUCUGCAUACCCCAUCUGUGUGUGCCCCCUUCCCACCUCCUGCUCCACCCUACAGCAACUGUAAAUGUACUUAAAAAGUCAAGUAGAUGUACGCAGUUUUUCUCUUGUGGAUAUGACACCAAUUACAAUAAUUAAUGCGAAUAAAAAAAGACAAAAAG